Messenger RNA from Mesitornis unicolor (brown roatelo), 501 nucleotides. It is a transcript of the gene COMMD4, whose product is annotated as COMM domain containing 4. The record is from RefSeq and is a predicted model, not a curated record. The annotation marks the transcript as partial. The transcript has 6 exons. NCBI's taxonomy places the organism in Eukaryota, Metazoa, Chordata, Aves, Mesitornithiformes, Mesitornithidae.
UCCUCCGUGAAGCUGAAGCUGAUCUGCGCCCAGGUGCUGCGGGACCUGCUAGGGGAGGCCAUGGAGUAUGAGAAGAUCCUGAAGCUGACCUCAGACGCCAAAUUGGAGUCGGGGGACGUGAAGGCCACCAUUGCUGUCCUUGGCUUCAUCCUCUCCAGCGCUGCCAAGCACAACGUGGACAGCGAGUCUCUGGCGAGCGAGCUGCAGCAGCUGGGGCUGCCCAAAGAGCAUGCCAGCGGGUUGUGCCGGUCCUACGAGGAGAAGCAGAGCUCGCUCCAGGACAGCCUCAGGGCUUGCAGCCUGAGAUUGAGCCGGCUGGGCUCAGUGUGCUGGCGGGUGGAUUACACCCUCAGCUCCAGCGAGCUGCAGGAGGUCAACGAGCCCCUCAUCCACCUGAGCUUCACCCUGCGGGACGGGGAGCGUGGAGGGACGGUGGCCGUCCCCGUCACUCUCUCGGCCGACAAGUUCCGGGUGCUGCUGGCAGAGCUCAAGCAGGCCCAG